This is a messenger RNA of Rotaria sp. Silwood1, 426 nucleotides long. NCBI's taxonomy places the organism in Eukaryota, Metazoa, Rotifera, Eurotatoria, Philodinida, Philodinidae. The record is from the annotation of a GenBank genome assembly.
AUGGAACGUAUAAAUGCAAUUACUAGUAAAUAUCUUCCUUGUGGCGUAUUCAGACAUGUUCGUAAGCUAUGUGUGCGUGAUCCAAUGCGUUCAAUUGAAUAUGAUUUCUUCGUUUUAAUCUCACAAGCAUUUCCAUUACUUGAAGAUUUAACUGUGUUAAGUACGGUGAAUCAAAAGAAACAAUCAAAUAAAUUAGAUGAACAUGAACAAACAUUUUCAAUUAUUGAAUAUUCUCAUCUUAUGACACUCGAUCUAAUUAUGUCUCAUGGCGACUAUGUGAAACAAUUUCUUUUCAACACAAAUACACGUUUGCCUCGUCUUAGUACAUUAAGUAUUGACUAUGAAAAUUUGGUAAAUGUAACAGAGAAUUUUACAAUCGACGUUUCGACAGUUAAUCUGUCAUUUUCAAGACCAGAUGUUAAUUGA